CUGACUUUCAUCGCGUUCUAGUCGUUUUGUGAGGAAAGCCGGUUGGCAGGCUCCACAAUGUCGACAAAGAACCUUCUAUCAACCUUCGCUGUCCAUUAUUUUGGCUUCACAAUGGCGUUGGACUACUCUAUUGUGCUUUUGUCAGUAGAAGAAUUAUGGAGUUCCCUCGGUGGAAGUGCAACUUUGUUUGGUUUCAUGUUCGGUAGUUACGCUCUUGCUCAAGCCGUUGUUUCGCCUCUACUGGGCUACAUCUCGGAUUUGCGUGGCUUAAAAUUCGCCGUGAUGUUGUCAUUGAUUAUUAAUGUAACGGGAAAUGGGUUGUAUGGCCUAUCCGUUUUGGCGCAAUCGCUUCAUAUGGUUUUUGUCGGUCGAUUUGUAGCAGGCCUUAGCGCGGGUUCGGUGACCCUUUCGCUAAUCUACUUGACGAACACGACUCCGCGAGAAACCCGUGGAAAAUCUGUGGCUAGCUUCAAGCUUGCCCAAGCAAUUGGCCUGUUAGGGGGGCCUUUAAUUGGAAUGUUUCUCGUACCUCUUUUGGCAGGUCAUGAAGAGACGACCACAACGACUAGUAAAAUAUUCAACUUGUAUACAACCCCUGCUUGGUUGGCGACCGCGAAUGUUGUGUUAAUCAUGUUACCACUGAUAAAAUUCUUUUUUAAGAACCCUAUGGCGCCACACAUGGCAAUGAAGUUUAAUUGCAGAGAGGCGAAAAGACUCGUUGUCCACUCUACAUUGUUGAUGUUGUCAGUGUUUUUCGGAACGGCGUGUUUCUGGGGAAUUAUCAGUGACUUAUUCACCCUUGCGUUCGGACAGUAUCACCUGAUAUCGUCGGAGAGAGACUUAUGGAAAGUUUAUAUUUCUGGUGGAAUCGCUUUCGUUGUCGCUGGAACUGUCAUACGGGGAACAAUUCACCGAAAACUAUCCCCCGCGAUGUUCUCAAUUCUUGGGUUGAUUGUUAAUGUCUGGGGAUUUGUUUUGCUUAUAGAUUACAAAUUAUCCGACAAAAGUUUGCAGAAUGGCUUUUACUUCGGAGCGGUGGCUCUUUCCACUUCCGGCGGAGCGUUUUUCUUCACUGGCGCGGGUGUUUAUUACUCGCAAAAGAUCACCGAUUUCAGCGACGAGGCGCGAAACCGCCGCGGAGUUUUUCUCGGUGUUUUCAACCUCGCCGAGGCACUCGGCAGAUUUGCCGGGCCCGCUGUUGUUUCAUUGUUUCUUCGUUUAACAGACAAAGGAACCGCACGAUGCGAGUCAGUCAAAUUUGAUCCUACCCACUGUCAAGUUUUGAACGUAAACAUCGUUCUCGCCGUCCUCUGUGGAAUUCUGUCUAUAAACCUAUUACUGUUUAUAUAUUACCAUGUUGUUCACGGGAAGAGGCGGACAGAUGGAUUCCUGCUCAGUAAUACGGACGUUACCAACCCUGGUGAAGGGCGACUCAGGUUUACGGACGAGACGGAUGAUUAUUUAGACAGGGAAAACGAGAGAAGAGUACCUUUCCGUUCUCAGAUGGAAUUAUCUCCCCCUCAAACUCAUAGGAGAUCAUCUCAUGCUUCUUCUCAGGACAGCAGUAUACACACUGUCUGAUCGGUUUAAUUUCAAAUGUACAAAGUAUGAAUAUAAAACACUCAAAUCUUUGAUAGUAGGGUGUAUAAGGUUCCACCCCAAAGUUCCAAUUAUAUGAGAUUUUCUUUCGGCACUGCGGCUGGGUGUUUGAUUGAAUUCAAACUUCGAUUACAAUGAAAAUUGUCUUUAAAUAUUACCACCCGCUUUGGCAUCCCAUACAAGUUCUAUGCAAAUUUUUGAAGAAUGUAUUAACGAAUUUAAUAUCGUCACGCAAUCUUCCAGUGAAUCGCCGGAAUUUUUUAGCCGAACUUUAGCAUGGAAAUAUACAGAUGAAGACAAGAAAGAGAUCUAUACUUUUAAUAUCAAAAAAAUUUCGAGAACGUUAUCUCGUUAUUCAUAAUUUAUUUUUUCCUUGUUAUCCCUUUCUUCCUUGAUUUCUGAGAAAUGCCCUCGGGCUAUUUAAGAAACUUGAACACGUUUUAUACCCAGAAAAGAAUUGACGUGUUUUUGUAACAUUCUUUAGAUAUACAUAUCUUCGAGAACAAUGCAAUACACAAUCUUUUGAUGCACAAACACUUCCAUAGUGGAAUGAAGCUUUAGUUUGAUUGUCAUAAAAACAAGAUAAUAUUUUAUUUAUCAUACGAAACCGGGGAAAACUGGUGAAGAUUAUCAAGGAUAGAGAGAGGUUAAAUUUUUGCAAAGUUGAACUUAAGAAUUUCACUUUUGUGUAUGAAAAUAUUCAAAACUUCAACCAUAAGCGUGACGGAAUGCGUCAAUUCAUUGUGAUGAGAAUGGUUACGUAACCAGUGCGUAACAAGCUCUCGGAUGGAACGGAAGCUUGAAAUUUUGUGGAACUUCAAUAGCAUUCUCCUAAGUGAAGUCUUAUUUACUAUCUCUUGGUUUGAAACUGGCCCACAGGCCGUAUUUCGGUUGCUAUAGAUCAUUCUGUAGACUUUACCUGAGUUAAAAGCUUAUAGAUUCAGUACAGGUGUAGAUAUAACUGAAGUUGACAGCACUCGACUGUAACCAGUGACAUUUACAUUGCUAUGCGACUCGCCGCCGCAAUAUCAAUAAUGGUACGUACAGAGUUAAUUUUGAAUAAAAUA
Molecule: messenger RNA, 2666 nt
Organism: Pocillopora verrucosa
Lineage: Eukaryota; Metazoa; Cnidaria; Anthozoa; Scleractinia; Pocilloporidae
Source: RefSeq, a predicted model, not a curated record